This is a messenger RNA of Rangifer tarandus platyrhynchus (Svalbard reindeer), 1626 nucleotides long. The record is from the annotation of a GenBank genome assembly. Lineage: Eukaryota; Metazoa; Chordata; Mammalia; Artiodactyla; Cervidae.
AUGGGUCGGCAGCCGCCGCUGCCCCGCGCCGCGGCCGCUCUGCUCUGGGGCUUCCUGCUCCCUCUGACAGCUGCUCACGAAGCAAUCCUCCAUGCCUCUGGCAAUGGCACACCUUCACCAUCUAAGGACUACUGCAUGCUAUAUAACCCUCACUGGACAUCUCUUCCAAGUACCCUAGAAAAUGCAACUUCCACUAGUUUGAUGAAUCUGACUACCACACCACUCUGCAACAUUUCUGAUAUUCCUCCUGAUGGAAUAAAGAACAAAGCAGUUGUGGUACCGUGGGGAACCUGCCAUUUUCUGGAAAAAGCCAGAAUUGCACAAACAGGAGGUGCUGAAGCUUUGCUGGUCGCCAAUAACAGUGUCCUAUUUCCUCCCUCAGGGAACAAAUCUGAAUAUCUUGAUGUGAAAAUAUUGAUUGCAUUUAUAAACCACAAAGACUUUAAAGAUAUGAAGCAGACUCUCGGAGAUAACGUCAUUGUGAAAAUGUAUUCUCCAUCGUGGCCUGACUUUGACUAUACUAUGGUGGUUAUUUUUGUAAUUGCUGUAUUCACUGUGGCAUUAGGAGGAUACUGGAGCGGGCUAAUUGAAUUGGAAAACAUGAAGGCAAUGACAAACACUGAAGACAGAGAAAUGAGGAAAAAGAAGGAAGAAUAUUUCACUUUUAGUCCUCUAACCGUUAUAAUAUUUGUGGUCAUCUGCUGUAUUAUGAUGGUCUUACUUUAUUUCUUCUACAAAUGGUUGGUUUAUGUUAUGAUAGCAAUUUUCUGCAUAGCAUCAGCGAUGAGUCUGUACAACUGUCUUGCUGCACUAGUUCGUAAGAUACAAUGGGGACGAUGCACGAUUACCUGUUUUGGCAAGAGCUUUGAAGUGAGACUUUAUUUUCUCUCUGGACUGUGCAUAGCAGUAGCUGUUGUUUGGGCUGUAUUUCGAAAUGAAGAUAGGUGGGCUUGGAUUUUACAGGAUAUCUUGGGGAUUGCUUUCUGUCUGAAUUUAAUUAAAACACUGAAGUUACCCAACUUCAAGUCAUGUGUGAUACUUCUGGGCCUUCUUCUCCUCUAUGAUGUAUUUUUUGUUUUCAUAACACCAUUCAUCACAAAGAAUGGUGAGAGUAUCAUGGUUGAACUUGCAGCUGGACCUUUUGGAAAUAAUGAAAAGAAUGAUGGAAACUUGGUGGAAGCCACUGCUCAACCAUCAGCUCCCCAUGAGAAAUUACCAGUAGUCAUCAGGGUACCAAAACUGGCCUAUUUCUCAGUAAUGAGUGUGUGUCUCAUGCCAGUUUCAAUAUUGGGUUUUGGAGACAUCAUUGUACCAGGCCUGUUGAUUGCAUACUGUAGAAGAUUUGAUGUUGAGAUUGGUUCUUCUAUAUACUAUGUUUCCUCCACAAUUGCCUAUGCCAUUGGCAUGAUUCUUACAUUUGUUGUUCUGGUGCUGAUGAAAAAGGGCCAACCUGCUCUCCUCUAUUUAGUACCUUGCACACUUAUUACUGCCUCACUUGUUGCCUGGAGACGAAAGGAAAUGAAAAAGUUCUGGAAAGGUAGCAGCUAUCAGAUGAUGGACCAUCUAGACUCUGCAACAAAUGAAGAAAACCCUGGGACUGCUGGUGAACAGAUUGUCCAACAAUAA